AUGGUUUUGGAAAUGCUGAAUCCAAUGCACUAUAAUGUCACCAGCAUGGUGCCAGAAGUCAUGCCAGUCAGCGCCAUGCCAAUUCUGCUGCUCACCGGUCUUCUUCUCUUGAUUUGGAAUUAUGAGAACACAUCCUCAAUACCAGGUCCUGGCUACUGUAUGGGAAUUGGGCCUCUCAUUUCCCAUGGCAGAUUCCUGUGGAUGGGGAUUGGCAGUGCCUGCAACUACUACAACAAGAUGUACGGAGAAUUCAUGAGAGUCUGGAUAGGUGGGGAGGAAACACUCAUUAUCAGCAAGUCCUCAAGUAUGUUCCAUGUAAUGAAGCAUAGUCACUACAUCUCCCGAUUUGGCAGCAAACUUGGGUUGCAGUGCAUCGGUAUGCAUGAGAAUGGCAUCAUAUUUAACAAUAAUCCAGAUCUCUGGAAAGCAGUUCGACCUUUCUUCAUGAAAGCUUUGACAGGCCCUGGCCUUGUUCGCAUGGUGGCAGUUUGUACUGAAUCCAUCAUAAGGCACCUGGACAGGCUGGAGGAAGUCACCAAUAUGUCGGGCUACGUUGACGUGUUGACCCUCAUGCGGUGCAUCAUGCUGGACACCUCCAAUGUGCUUUUCUUGGGGAUUCCCUUGGACGAAAGUGCCAUCGUGGGUAAAAUCCAGGGUUAUUUUGAUGCAUGGCAGGCUCUCCUUCUCAAACCAAACAUCUUCUUUAAGAUUUCUUGGCUAUACAAAAAGUAUGAAAAGUCUGUCAAGGAUUUGAAAGAUGCCAUAAAUAUUUUGGUAGAAGAAAAAAGGCAAAAGGUUUCCAGAGCAGAGAAACUAGAAGACUGUAUGGAUUUUGCCACUGAAUUGAUUUUUGCUGAGAAACGUGGAGACUUGACAAGAGAGAAUGUGAACCAGUGCAUAUUGGAAAUGCUUAUUGCAGCACCUGACACUAUGUCUGUCACUGUGUACUUCAUGCUGUUUCUUAUUGCAAAGCACCCUAAGGUUGAAGAGGCAAUAAUGAAGGAAAUACAGACAGUUGUUGGUGAAAGAGAGAUAAAGAUUGAUGACGUGCAGAAACUAAAAGUGGUUGAAAACUUCAUUUACGAGAGCCUGCGGUACCAACCUGUCGUUGAUUUGGUCAUGCGCAAAGCCUUACGAGAUGAUGUGAUUGAUGGCUACCCGGUGAAAAAGGGGACUAACAUUAUUCUGAACAUUGGAAGAAUGCAUCGACUUGAGUUUUUCCCCAAGCCUAACGAAUUUACUCUCGAAAACUUUGAGAAGAAUGUUCCUUACAGGUAUUUUCAGCCGUUUGGCUUUGGGCCCCGCAGCUGUGCAGGAAAGUACAUUGCCAUGGUGAUGAUGAAAGUUGUCCUGGUUACACUUCUGAGACGAUUCCAUGUGAAGACAUUGCAAGGAAAGUGUGUUGAAAACAUACAGAAGAGAAAUGACUUGUCCUUGCACCCAGAUGAAACAAGUGACCUGUUAGAAAUGAUUUUUACCCCAAGAAAUUCAGACAAGUGCCUCAAACACUAA
Sciurus carolinensis (gray squirrel) is the source of this 1512-nucleotide messenger RNA. Its product is annotated as aromatase. Lineage: Eukaryota; Metazoa; Chordata; Mammalia; Rodentia; Sciuridae. The record is from RefSeq and is a predicted model, not a curated record. Gene Ontology annotation, molecular function: monooxygenase activity; heme binding; iron ion binding. The transcript has 9 exons. Bases 1 to 1512 code for a protein of 503 amino acids.